Messenger RNA from Photinus pyralis (common eastern firefly), 1428 nucleotides. RefSeq lists its product as uncharacterized. Bases 67 to 864 code for a protein of 265 amino acids. The transcript is spliced from 6 exons. The record is from RefSeq and is a predicted model, not a curated record. NCBI's taxonomy places the organism in Eukaryota, Metazoa, Arthropoda, Insecta, Coleoptera, Lampyridae.
GCAACGUUUAGUGCGUUGCAGCAUGAUUCACGCUUCGGCAGCAAUAUGUGAAAGUGUAAAGUGACGAUGUCGAAAUGCUGGCUGAGGGUAAUACUGCAGGGGCUUCUGCUCCUGCGGGCCCUCUUAGCCGCGGAGGACCUCACCACUCGCCAUCCCGAUAUGGUGGGGCGUGGGGACAAGAUGUAUGAUGAUCGUUGUAACAGCACAAAUGACUGUGGAUUCUGGGGGUCUGUUUGUGCUGCAAUGGGAAGAUGUCAUUGCUCACCAGAGUAUCCGAUCAGCAACCACCUCGACAAAUGCGGCAAAUCGGCACGAGUGAACGAAUCUUGCACCUUUAACGAACAAUGCGAAUAUUUAAAUUCUGUAACUACCUGCAGAGAUGGAUUAUGCACUUGUAAAUUCGACCGUCAGCCGAUUAUACACCCCGAUGGAAGGAGCGAGUGUAUAGUUAUUGAAAACACAUCAAACGACGAAUUUGUUGCACCUACGAUGAUAGGAAUUUUAGUUGCGAUGGCCGUAAUGUUCAUCAUUAUAUGCAUCGUUUUCCGGUUAUUUAGCAAUGCAAGAUGGCGAGAAAACAGGACCAUUUUUAAUACACCUAAUCCGAGAUUAAUGAACGUUUCCUUGCUACGAGACAGCAAAAUAUUGCAUCAAGAGAGACGAAGUUCCAGAGGAAGCAUUCGGGGCCCGAGCAGACCACCUAGCAUGCCGUCGUUAGCACCACAUUCUCCCGGCUCAAAGGGAAGCCACGGAUCAGUCGAUUCUCCUCGCUCAAACAAGAGUUCUCCAGGGCACAUCAACUCUGGAAGCGCAGCAACCACGCCCAUGUUAGAAAGCGUUACCGUAGAAGUUCGUAAUCCAUAAACGAAACAUGUGAUUGUUAUAAUACAUAUAAUUAUAACACGCAAAAAUUUAAAUUAGAACAUGACAAGGAAUAUUAGGGAUAGUGAGUUGAAUGUAUAUGACAAGUUGGACGCAUCACUGUUCGUAACAUUCCUUGCUUGCUUAAUUUUAAGGACUUAUGUAUCAAAUAAAUACCUUACAAAGUGAUGUAGGGGACCAUUGAAUCUUGUCCAAAAAUGUUAAAAAUUCUUGCGUAGAGAAAUUCUCAGCUUAACUAUUCCUUUUUUAAAACAUUUAAAUGUUUGUAUUAAUGCUAGGUGUUAAAAAAUUCAUUACGCACAUUAAGUUAAUCAGACACGCCUUACACAUAUCUUAAAUUCUACAGCGAGCUAUAAACAACGGUGUUAGCUUGGCUUAAAUUACUGAUAUAAUAUAAUACAUUAAAAAUAAUGAUAAUAAUAGCAUAAUAUUUUCAAACUAUAUUGUAUCUAAUUUCUCUUUACUAGGUUUGGUGGUUCAAAAAAAUACUGGGAAUUUUUGUGAUACUACCAAGCUGUGAUUGUAAGUAGCUGCUCUCUUAGUAUA